Molecule: messenger RNA, 276 nt
Organism: Cylicocyclus nassatus
Lineage: Eukaryota; Metazoa; Nematoda; Chromadorea; Rhabditida; Strongylidae
Source: the annotation of a GenBank genome assembly
AUGUUGAAACUCCUUGUUCUUGGGACGUUGCUGCUGGUAGCAAUUAACCUCGCUGAUGGAGCAGCGGUCAGGAGAACGAGUGCUCCGAAGAUUCAAAAGAAGGUUGUAACCAAGGCACCUAUUUCUGAAGAGUCUGCGGAGGAAUCAGGCGCCUCAGUGGAGGCAAGUGUAGAUACUAGUGACGAAGAAGAAGAAGAGGAGGCAAGUGAUGUUGAUGAUAGCGACGAAGAGGAGGAGGUGGUAAGUUAUUUGUACAGCAAGGUUGAUUUAAUCUGA